Messenger RNA from Podospora pseudocomata, 790 nucleotides. RefSeq lists its product as uncharacterized. The transcript is spliced from 2 exons. NCBI's taxonomy places the organism in Eukaryota, Fungi, Ascomycota, Sordariomycetes, Sordariales, Podosporaceae. The record is from RefSeq and is a predicted model, not a curated record. Bases 38 to 790 code for a protein of 250 amino acids.
UGGGCAGGUCAAUGGAUUAAUCCGGCGACCCCAUUCAAUGCCGUGUGGAUUCCAAAGACCUCAUCGGAGCCAGCGAUCCAUCACCUCCAAAACAGGUCAAACAGGUUUGCAGUUAAUUGUUGCCAAGCAUCAGGCCGGACGAGACCCAGCCCAGAGCCGCAUCCUCAUGGACGCGGCAGAGGUCGAUUGGGCAGAGACAUUUCCGCAACGGAAUUGCAGGGUACGAGCUGUCGGUUCCUCGUGUCCAAUGGCGGCACCUGGAGCCUCGAUCAAGUCGCAACCAUCACACAUUCUCUUUCCACCAAUGCCGUGUUUGCAAGACCCAUGGUUCUUUUGCUUCCCACGCUUCCCGCAGGCUCACGACAGCCACAACAACCACCCUCGCGGCGGGAGAUCAAAGAAGAUCUGUUAUGCACCGGAAUCAUUCUCGUUCAACUUUGCCAACCGCAUCACCAACAACGGACGGCAAAUCCUGUGGCAUGCGUUUGCCUUUCGAAUCCGCCUGGAGCUGAUGCUGGAGCCAAAGAGACCACUUGAGCCAGACCCGGCUCAGCCGGCGCCCGACGUUUGCGAGGUCGGCAAGUCGGCUAUUCCUCCGUCCAUCCCAGCUCAUCCCAGUUUUGCCCAAGUCUCCCCAGACCGUCGUAUGUUCCUGGCCGCCAGAGAUGGCAGCCAUAGCGGCCACGGGAAUCCGAUCAUGGGGCCCAAUCUAGCAUGCCACCUGAGCUCUGUAUUGGGUGAACUGCAGCGUCCCUUGCCAGGUUCGAGAUCACGAGUAGUUCUCGUCUAA